AUGAGUAUUCACGAGGUGAGACAAGGAAAUAUCGUUGAAUACGAAUCAUGAAGCCGCCCGCGCCAAACUGUCGCCAACUGACCAUACACACAUGAUAAUCCUCUUAUCUUAUCGCAUCGCCAAACACAAAAAAAAAGAAUAAGAAGUGGGGGGAGACGGGAAAAUCAUCGGACACCGAUAGGCUUGUUUUGAAAUUCGAAGUCUAGUUUUGUGCUCAUUCUCUCUCUCUCUCUCUCUUUCGGAGAGAGCAAGAAUGCGAAGCCUCUCCUCGUGUGGACUGACGCAGUUUGCACGUCUGUUUGAGAGAACACACACGGAAGGAGUCACGUGUGGCGGGUCGCGAAUUACGAUUUUUGUACUUUCGGACCGGACUGCGAAAAGAAGAUUUCUCGGAAAUAUGAAACUGAAACCGUAGAGACACAACUUGCCAAACUUCACGAAACGUUUAAAAGCAAUAAGAAAUUCACAAGGGAAUGCUUAGAAGCAAAGUUGGCCUUAUGGGCCGUAACUGACAUGGUUCAAUAGCUUGUACCAAGAGGAUCAGUUGUUUCCGAAUACAAUGAUAACAAGAGAGUUCACGCGACUGUUACGAGAGGAGAAAAUUGCGUAAAAUACAGGAUUUCAGUGAAAAUAUUCCAGCGCCAUUUUCUCGAAAUCCAGGUGUUGGCAGCAAAAAUUAUCAACAGAACAUUUUAUCCUCUUGGUACAAGCUAUCGAACCUUGUCAGUCACGGCCCAUAAGGCCAACAUUGCUUCUGACCAUUUCCUAGUCUGCUUAUGAAGCUCUAAUGUGACAGUAGCUCUAGAGAAAGUGAUGAGAAAACAUGCAAUUCGGCGGACGUCAUGUUGUUUGCCGAAAGAUUACCACCGAGAGACCGACAGUAAUCCAAUUCACGCGAAAGAAAACAGUGGAAAAGCUCAUUUGAGACAGAUGUUUGCACAUAGAAAAAAGAGAUUGCGAACAGUUUAGAGAACGUUCGGAAGUUGUUCCAGCCAGAGAGAAUAGAUCAAAAUAACACAAAGUCUGCCGAGUUGGUGCCUCUUUUAUUUGGGGUGACCCCUCCCCUUAAAGUACACAGUGUGUCACUUACACGAAUGAUUCAUCCAUCAUCAAAAGUUGACCUCAUCAACAAACAAAAGUGAGGUGGCGGCCACUCUUUAGCAGCGAGGUGUGAAAUCUUGCGAAAAGACCCGAGAGGGCGGCGAGACGAAUUUGAAUGAAUCACUUGCGGUGCUCAAUGGAGCACAAUGGAGUCCGCAUUUUCUUUCGGAAUAGGGCGAGGCUAAAAGCGGCGAGGGGCGCCGACGUCAAAAAUGGAAAUAAACAUGCUUCCGGUUUUCAGGGAAACGUCGUCGAGAUGAUCGUGUGUGCCACCGGAGUGCCCACGCCGACCGUCAAAUGGUACAAGGAUGGACAAGAGAUUGUGGGAGACGGACCGGACGGAAAGAGAGUCAUCUUCACGGAUGAGCGAGGAAUCCACCACUUGGUCAUUGUGAAUGCGAGCCCGGAUGACGAGGGAGAGUACUCCCUUGAAGCCACCAACAAACUGGGAUCCGCGAAAACCGAAGCAUCGCUGAACAUCAUCAGACCGAGACACGUGGCAGACAAGGACGACAGGGGAGGAAUGCCGUUCCCGCCUGGAUUCGUUCGUCAGCUCAAGAACAAGCACGUCUUCAACCAUAUGCCGACCAUCUUCGACUGUCUCGUUGUCGGGCACCCAGCUCCGGAAGUCGAAUGGUUCCACAACGGAAAGAAGAUCAUUCCGGGAGGACGCGUCAAGAUCCAGGCUUGUGGAGGAGGCUCACACGCCCUCAUCAUUCUGGACACGACCCUCGAAGACUCGGGAGAGUACGUUGCCGUCGCGAAGAACUCGCACGGAACCGCCAGCUCAUCCGCCGUUUUGGACGUCACCGUUCCAUUCCUGGACAGCAUCAAGUUCAACGGAGAGAUCGAUGUGACUCCAUACCUCACCGAAGAGUACGGAUUCAAGAAAUUGAACACCGCCAGCCUGCCGACGCCACCGGACCGUGGUCCGUUCAUCAAAGAAGUCACUGGACACUACCUCACGCUCUCCUGGAUUCCAACGAAGAGAGCUCCGCCACGCUACCCGCAAGUCACGUAUGUCAUUGAGAUUCGUGAGCUGCCAGAAAAGGAAUGGACUCUUCUGGACUACAACAUUCCGGAGCCAGUGUGCAAGGUCCGCAACCUGGAACUCGGAAAGUCCUACCAAUUCCGUGUCCGUGCUGAGAACAUCUAUGGCAUCUCGGACCCGUCGCCAGCUUCUCCACCAUCCAGACUGAUGGCCCCACCACAGCCAGUGUUCGACAGGAGAACCAACAAAGUCAUUCCGUUGCUCGACCCGUAUGCGGAAAGAGCUCUCGACCUGAAGUAUGCCGAGCAGUACGCGUGUGCUCCGUGGUUCGCUCCGGGAGUCGUCGAGAAGAGAUACUGCGCCGAGAAUGACACACUCACUAUCAUCCUGAACGUCUCCGGAUUCCCGGAUCCAGACAUCACGUGGAAGUUCCGUGGAUGGGAUAUUGACACCUCCUCGCCGACCUCCAAAUGCAAGGUCUACACCUACGGAGGCACGGAAACGACGCUUGCCAUCACCGGAUUCAGUAAAGAAAACGUGGGACAAUACCAAUGUUUCGCGAAGAACGAAUACGGAGAUGCACAGCAGAACAUUCUUGUGGAUCUUGCAAGUAAGCAAAUAAUUUCAGAUGGCAGUCAGAUAAAAUUAUAAUUUCAGCACGGCCGAACUUCAUCCAGCCACUCGUCAACAAGACAUUCUCGUCGGCUCAACCGAUGCGAUUGGACGUGCGAGUGGAAGGAGAGCCGUUCCCAGAACUGAAAUGGAUGAAGGUGAGUAUUAUAGGCUCACUUGUCUCAAUAUCCUCUAAUUUGCGCAUUCCAGGAAUGGCGCCCGAUCGUCGAGUCUUCCCGCAUCAAGUUCGUUCAAGACGGACCCUACCUCUGUUCUUUGAUCAUCAACGAUCCGUUGUGGAGAGAUUCCGGAAUCUAUUCGUGUGUCGCUGUCAACGACGCCGGACAGGCCACCACCUCGUGCACAGUUACAGUUGAAGGUGGGCUCAUUCGUGAGAAACAUGAAAAACAACUCUUGAUUUUUUCAGCGGAAGGCGAUUACAACGACGUCGAACUACCACGUCGCCGAGUGACGAUCGAGUCGAAACGAGUGCGCGAACUCUACGAAAUCUCCGAAAAGGACGAAAAGUAAUCGAAAAUGUCCCCCCAGAAUCUUUCAUCGAAACGCCAUUUUCUUAUUCUUUUUCUUCUCCCAAACUACAAAAGUAUAUGUAUCAAGUGCUGUUUUCUAUUUCAUCUGUCUUUUUCUAUUACACUGUAAUCUUCAUGACUUUUCAACCGAACCGACUCGGAAAAUGAGAUGAAGUGCCCAAUCGUCUCAUUUCCGCUCUGAAAAGUCUGAAAAUUCCAGUCAUUUUUUUUCUGUCACUUAUACCGGUUAAUUGAGACCUAUUUCGAUUGUUUUCCAGUGCCCUAAGCCCCCAGCCAGUAGUGAAAUCCCAUGCUGUUCACACCGAUUCGAAACUUCACCCAGUCCACUUACCCCAUUUUCUUUUCUAUGUACCCGGUAGUCAUUUCCGUCUAGCGAAAGCUCAUCUCAAGUCGUGAAUUCCACGUGGAAAAGUGCCCAAUUGCCACGUGGCUUCGCAUGACUCCCCCGUGCCCAAUGACCAACUUUCGUUUGCUCAAUUCGUUUUUCAUCAUCUGCCCUUUUUCUUUUUCUUUUCAUUUUCAGCGAUCAUAUCACUUUGUCUUCCCCCCAAUCAAAAUAAAGAUUGACUAACUUCUUCCCACCAUGUGUCCAAGUCAUGUCCACGUCAAAGAGCACUAACCUAGUCAGUAGCCACCGGGGGAAAGAGCCGAGCCCGGCCGGAAGAGUCCUCAAAAGGGACUCUGCCGGACGGAACGCCCUUUUCCCAUGUCCUUUUCGUCUUGUGUCGGUGAUCGUUGUCUCGCGGCGGCUCGGCCAUUCGUUCCGAAGCUUCCGCCUUCUUUUUGUGUCAUUCUUUGAUUUUUCAGCGAGUUUUAUUUGAUUCUUGGAAGUGCUCUUGAAUGAUAAUCCUCAUUUAUUAUCAGAUAAAAUUACAGAUUACAAAAAUGUCGGCUUCUUGGAAUCGUCUGGAAACAUCCUUGAUCGGGAGCUGAAUCUGAAAAAUCUGGAAUGUGGGAAAAUCGUGAAAGAGCACUUCCGAGAAAGGCCCCGGCUGAAAAUGAAAAGAAUGGCGGAAAAGGGCGGGUGAUUCGGGAACGUUUCCGUCCGCCAACUGCAAUUACCACCAGCGUCCAGUGUCCCAGUCUCUGAGCUUUAGAACCGAUUCAAACGUGACUGAGUUUAGGAGAAUUUAGACUAUAAAUAGGUCGAAAGUUACGUAGGAAAUGUAGGCCCUAGGACCCUCGAUUAAUCUCACUGACGCUGGUGGUUGAUUGCAGAUUGGCGGCCGAUGGAGCACCGUUUCGAGUCAGCGAAAAAGCGACCGGACGAGAGUUUUUGGCUCAACUGAGACCAAUUGAUGAUGCACUGCUCCGCCACGUGGACAUCCACAAUUCGUUGGAUCAUCCCGGAAUUGUGCAAAUGCAUAGAGUGCUUAGAGAUGAAAAACUGGCACUCGUGGUCUUUGAAAGGUGGGUUUACCGAGAAGGAUAGGCUGGUUUCAGGGUGAGAAAUAGGGAAAAGAAGAUCAUGAAUGCGGCUGGAGAUCGUAUAGAACUUAUGAAGAAUACGCAGAAAAUGGAGCCAAAGUCACCGGGAAAACGGUAGAAAAAGCCAACAACUGAUUCUUCUGUGCAUAGUAAUCUUCGGCUCAAAUCAAAACGAGGGAAAAUGUGUAGGGCGCUGAGCCAGUUGGUGGCCGAUCGCAUUGAAUAAUUCUCAGGGGCGAACGUAUUUCGAAAUGAGUGUAAGAAUGGAAUAAAAACAGAUGUGCGCAGUGACUGCUCGCCCACUUUUAUCGCCCUCUCCGUCCCCCCUUCGCCUUCUGUUUUUCCUUCCGUCGAAUCAUUUCAAUAUGUGUUUGAUCCCUUCGGUUUUAUGACUUGGUCCAGCCCGAUAGAUGUACGAAUCUACUACAAUUGUUAUCCUGGGACCAUGUUUCAUAUUAUAGACGAUUGGUGAGUAUGUAUGGCGUGGCAAUCGGUGGGUAUUGUAGUGACGUCACUUGACACCUCCAACCUAUACGAACGUAUCCCCGUCUGGGCUCCCCAACUGAGUGACAUUUCGAAACACUCGGCUCCCACCUCUUUCUCUCCGAUUCUCUCAGCUCCAUGCACUCUUUCGCCUGUUACAAUGACAAGAUGUUUUCCCUAUCAGUAGUCUGAGCCUCCGAGAUGUGUGUGCUCUUCGAGCACGCUCGCAGCAACUGAGCAAUUUGCCAAUGGGUUUUUUUGACACAAAGAUAAAUGAGAAGAUAUGAUAGGGUGUCAGAGAUAAAAGAAUCGGGGGAGAAGAGAGAGGGACUCAUGCCUACGGGCUAUAGCUUCUGUCUCUCUGGUUCCAUGGUUUCGUAAUAAUGGUGAGGAUCACAAUCACUGGGUGAGUAUGCGGGUCAUCAGGUUCCAUUAAACAAUUAAACAAGUCCCGAAGCUCUAUUUUCAGCGCCAACUCAACCAUCGACGGCCUCUCCAGCCUCACGCAUCCAGGAGUUGACCUCGCGGAACCGAAAGGCGUCAACCGGGAAACAUGUGUGCGAGUGUUCGUCCGUCAACUUCUUCUCGCUCUCAAACACAUGCACGAUCUGCGAAUCGUCCAUCUGGAUCUCCGUCCCGAGACCAUCCUUCUCCAGGAUGACAAGUUGAAGUUGGCCGAUUUCGGACAGACCCGACGCUUGCUGCGUGGCCUGAUCACUGGAGAAAUCAAGGGAUCGCCCGAGUUUGUGAGCCCUGAAAUUGUGAGAAGCUAUCCAUUGACACUGGCCACUGAUAUGUGGAGUACUGGUGUUCUCACCUACGUUCUGUAAGCAAACUUAUCAGCCAAUAGUCUUCAGUACCUCCACUUUUCAGACUCACCGGUUCGUCUCCAUUCCACGGCGACAACGACAGUGAGACUCUUUCGAAUGUCGACCGCUGCCAGUUCGACACUUCUCCCCUCGGAAACUUCUCUUAUGAUGCUGGCGACUUUGUGCAGAAGUUGCUCAUGGAAAUUCCAGCUCACCGCCUGACAGUCGACGAAGCGCUCAAUCAUCCUUGGAUCAACGACGAGAAGCUGAAGACAGAACCGCUGUCGGCCGACACUUUGCGCGAAUUCAAAUAUCAACACAAAUGGCUGGUUAGUUAGUUGCCCAAUCCGUCGUCGGUUCAUCCGAUCAGUUGGAUUGUGUGCUCUCUUCGUUCCGAAAGAGCACACAAUACACACCAACUUCACUUUUCUCCCCCCUUAGCUGCCGCGUUUUUUGCCAAGAUUCGAUUGCAUUUCAUUGCAGGAACGUCGUGUGUUCGUGCAGCAGACGCCGUCGGAGCAGAUUCUCGAAGCGAUCCUCGGUCCGGCGACUGCUCGCGCGCAGCAGAAUGCUCCUGUAGCGCCCGAAGGACGACGGCCCGCCGAGAUCUACGACUACUUGCGCGUACAGCCUCGCAAGCCGCCUCCGACUGUUGAGUACGUGCCGCAACCGCGAAAAGAGCAUCCGCCGUUCAUCGACGAGUUCGGACAGCUCAUCGACGGAGGCGCAUUCGAACGACCCGAGGGAACUGGCUUCGAAGGUCCCGACAGGUGAGAUUUCUGUUUUCUUCUCCAUGAGGUAUAUUCAUUUGCAGACUACCUCCACCAGUACCUCCUCAACCACAACGACCGAAUCAGCCAGUUCACGAUUCUAGAAGAUUCGAACAGCCUCAAGGUCCCCCACAGAAAAUUCCAGUCGACCAAUACGGUAACCUAUUUCUCAAACUAAAUUCUAGAAGCGCAUACAUACGUUCAGGCCGUCCACUAGUGGAUCCCCGAUAUCUGAACGAUCCGGCCCAUCGGCCGAGCAGUCUUGACGACGCUCCAUUCUACGUGGAUAAGUACGGUCGUCCGGUGUACAUUGACGAGUUCGGAAGGCCAAUGGCUCCGCAAAAUGUUGAGAAGAGGAAGCUCAUUCCGCAGGACAAGGGAGAAACGCCGUCCCGAUCGAAGAAGGAGAAGACUUUGACCCCGACGUCUACUCCGAUUCUGGAGCAGGGCAAAGAAGAGCAGCCGAAGGUGCCGAUCAGAAUGAUCAGAGGCGAACGACGAGAGAUCGAGGAAGAGAUUGCCAAUCGGAUUCUUUCGGACAUUUCCGAAGAAGGUUCAAUAGCCGGCUCACUCGCCAGUCUGGAGGACUUUGACAUUCCCAAGGUGACGAGAGGGUGACAUGUGCGGGGAGACACAUAAACUUGAUGUGUUUCCCAUCUUUCAUGGGGGAUGUAAUCCGUAUGCAUCUCAUCCGUAAUUCUUCCGUUUCCAUUGACCCCUUCUCUUGUAUUGCAGGACUUCCAAGUUGAAGCUUCCGAGCCCUCCACGCCUACAUUGACUCCAGAAGUGACGAUCCGCGAGACUGUUCCCAAACCGACCCCAUCCCCAUCCACUCCCCAAAGGUCUCCGAUUCCGCCACAAGAGGGAACCGUCGUUCCGCCAAAAGUCACCUAUCCGGACACUGUUCUUGCCGGGCUUCCAGACGCCGAUAAAAAGGUGAGACACUUUGAAAGCAAACAAAAUGAGUAUAACUGGUAUAUCCGGGAGGGUCAGCAAACGAAGAGAGAGCACGCGACGGCGGGCGAGCAAACGAUUCGGGGGGAAAGAGCUCUUCAAAAUCCGCGCACAAACUGAGUUGGCGAGCGAGACAAGCAAUGAAGUGAACCUACUUGUUAGAGGAAAAAAAGAAAUGGGUGGGAGCGGGAGAGCACCGCAGCCCCCGUCUUACUUUUUGCCCCCUCUUCAAGUGCGUAGGUGGCAAGACUGUGCAUUUUCCAUCGAUUUUCACAGUUUUUUUUCCCCUGUUCGAAAAUCAAAUUUUUCUCUGUGCAUUUCCACGUCUCACGAUCGCUCUCUCUCUCUCUCUUCGAAACGACUGAAACUGCAGAAUGAGCUCAACGGAAGGUUCUCGCCCGAUGAGCCCUUCGGUGGCUCGUCCCACAACCAUGCUCAUCUCGCCGUCGCUCCGCGUCAACGGCGUCACCAGCAACGGCGGCGGCGUCAAAAUCUCGUGCAUUGACCGUAAAAUAGAGCAAAAGCUGCUAAACACCGAAAAGGUGGGCAAGCCGCCCGGAAAACUGGCGCGAAAAAAGAAAUCUGAGGGUGCCGUCGCGGAAAUUCAGCGGCCUGAUGCGAUUCGGAUAGACGAGGUAUCCGGAUGGAAGAGAAAAAAAAACGCACUGCACUGGGGACAGACGCACUGCUAAACCGCACCGAACAGAAACUAACCUUUUCAAGAUUCUCAAAUCUUCCCUUCCAAUCGUUUUGUCUUCAGAUCCUCGAAGACGCGGAGAACGACCCGUCCAUCCCAGUGGGAGCUCCGUUGUUCCUCGAAGGACUUCACGGCGGCGACCUGACCAUCGACACUACUUCGGCUUCCGGACUCAUCAAAGUCACUUCUCCAGCCGUCACGCUCAGCCCGAAUCUAAAGUCUCCACGCAGAUCCACUCCAGGAACGAAGAGUCCGGUGAUGCUCAGUCCGAGACAGGAGCAUUCGAUGGAAGUUUUGAUUGCCACGAAGAGAGGAAAACCAGGAUUCCUUCCGCCGGGAGAGCUCGCUGGAGAAAUAGACGAUGAGGAUGCAUUCAUGGAUGACAGAAGGAAACAAGUGAAGCCGAAGGACCACGACGGAAAGGACGACUUCAGAGAUGAAAAGGAACGCUUGGAGAGGGACAGGAACAGAAGAGCCGUCAAUUUGGAUGACCUGGAUAAGUACCGUCCGGGUAACUUCUACAAAGAAGACAAUGAUUUCGGACAUCCAGGAUACGAUGUGGAUGAUUGCCCGUGGGAUUCCCAUUACCAGGUUCUUAUUCUCACACUGAGAUUAUUCUAAUUCUACUUGUCUUUAGAUCGGACCAGACACGUAUCUGAUGGCCGCCCGUGGUGCUGCAUUCAACUCCCGCGUCCGCAAUUACCGUGAAGAGCUCUUCGGAGUCGGCGCCCCGACUGUCAAACAAGGAUUCCUCGGUGUCCGCAACCGUGACAUCACUGUCCGUGAACGUCGUCGUUACACUGACAUCCUCAGAGAGUCCACUCAAGGAUUGGAGCCAAAGUCCCACGAGAACUCGACGGCUCUUCAGAGAGCUCCAUCGAGCGGAGCCAUUGAGAGAAUCAAGGCAGAUAUCGGAAAAGUGACCCCAUGUGCCACGAGGAAGAAUGCCGAUGGAAGUGAGUACCCCUGAAAUUUCCCUUGAAAAGGUUUCAAUUCCCAAUUCAGCGUUCGCUCCUAUCUUCACAUCUCGACUCCGUGACGCCUAUCUUCGCAAGAACCAUACUGCCGUAUUCGAGUGUUCAGUGGCCGCCAGCCCAGCUCCGAAAGUCAUUUGGGAUUUCCAAGGAAAGAUUCUGGAGUCCAACGACAGAAUCAAGAUCGAGCAGGACCACAACUUUGCACGUCUCACAAUUCACAAUCCGGCCCCGUACGACCUUGGAGAGUACGUAUGCUCUGCCACGAACGAAUUUGGAACCGACAAAUCCAGUUGUCGGAUGAUCAGUGGAGAGACUCCGUCCCGCCCGGGAAGGCCGGAAGCCGAACUCUCCUCCGAUACGGAAAUCUUCAUCCAAUGGGAAGCUCCCGAAGGACCGACCUAUCUGGAAGGAAUCACCUACCGUCUGGAGUACCGCCUAGCCGGACCAAAUGAUAAUGGAGCUCCAUGGAUUACGAUUUCGGAGAGAAUUGACGAUGAGUCAGUUGUUGUCAAGCACCUGACUCCGCUCGGAAUCUACCAGUUCCGAGUGACUGCUCAGAACGGAUUUGGUCUCGGAUUGCCCUCAUUGAGCAGCAGAAUUGUGCAAACGCACGGAAAGGGAGCUCCGAAGCUGCAGAUCGACGUGCUGAAGUCGGAGAUCAGAUUGAACGUCGUGUCAAUGCCGCAGAAGUCCACGAGCCAAUUGGGUGGAAUCUCGGAGGAAAGUGAAGAGGAUUCGGAAUCAAGGACCGCGAACAAGGACUUGAAGUCCAACUUGCAGUUGCAGACGGCUGAUCCGAGUGGAAGAUUCCAGGUAAGAAAAGAAGUUCAGGCUCCGAAUUAGUCGUCUUCUUUUAGAUUGCUGGUCUCAAAUUCAAGGGCCGUUUCUCCGUGAUCCGAGACGCCGUCGACUCCACAACCGAAGGCCACGCCCACUGCGCCCUCAAGAUCCGUCAUCCAUCUUUAGAUGCGGUCGCAGAAUACGAAUCCCUUCGUGACGGACAGCACGAGAACGUGCAACGUCUGAUUGCCGCUUUCAACCACAACAACUUCCUGUUUUUGUUCACGGAACGACUCUACGAAGACGUCUUCUCCCGAUUCGUUUUCAAUGAUUAUUACACCGAAGAACAAGUGGCGCUGACGAUGAGACAGGCCACUUCUGCAUUGCACUUCCUGCAUUUCAGAGGGUAACUUGACCAUAGAAAUGUCUGCGAAACAGUUCUCGAUUUCAGAAUUGCUCACUUGGAUGUGAAUCCACACAACAUAAUGUUCCAAUCAAAACGCAGUUGGGUUGUGAAGCUCGUCGAUUUCGGAAGAGCCCAGAAGGUGUCGUCGGCUGUGAAACCAGUCGAAUUCGACACAAAAUGGGCGUCCCCGGAGUUCCACAUUCCGGAGACUCCGGUCACAGUUCAAAGUGACAUGUGGGGAAUGGGAGUGGUCACGUUCUGCCUGUGAGUUACCCUUCAGCUCUCACUCCAAAUAACUUCUGAUUCAGCCUCGCCGGAUUCCAUCCGUUCACUUCUGAAUACGACAGGGAAGAGGAGAUCAAAGAGAACGUGAUCAACGUGAAAUGCGAUCCGAACCUGAUUCCGGUGAACGCUUCGCAAGAGGCGCUCUCGUUCGCCACGUGGGCUCUCAAGAAGUCGCCCGUCCGGAGAAUGCGAACCGACGAGGCGCUCUCGCACAAAUUCCUUUCCUCAGAUCCUUCUAUGGUUAGAAGGAGAGAAUCGAUCAAGUGAGUCUUCGGAAAUCCAUCAACUGUCUCCUCAAUCCAUUCGUUUUCCCUCUCAGAUACUCCGCUUCGAGACUCCGCAAACUCGCCGCCAUGAUCCGUCAGCCACAGUUCACUCGCCCGAUCAGCGACGAACUCGAGUCGAAAUACGGAAACUGA
This is a messenger RNA of Caenorhabditis sp. 36 PRJEB53466, 11263 nucleotides long. The record is from the annotation of a GenBank genome assembly. Lineage: Eukaryota; Metazoa; Nematoda; Chromadorea; Rhabditida; Rhabditidae.